Molecule: messenger RNA, 1726 nt
Organism: Patella vulgata (common limpet)
Lineage: Eukaryota; Metazoa; Mollusca; Gastropoda; Patellidae
Product: extracellular matrix protein A
Exons: 18
Coding region: 336-1472 (378 amino acids)
Source: RefSeq, a predicted model, not a curated record
UCGAAAAAACGGCAGCCACCGCAACAAUUUCAGACACAUGUACAGAUGGUGCUACAUGUGAUAUCUGUACCACUACAUAUGAUACUGAUGUGGCCGUGACUGAUGCUAAUAAAUGCACUGUAGCAGAUACAUAUGUAACAUGCUUAAAUGGUGUAAAUGAUGCCUGUGGUACUACUACACUGGCUGAGACCAAAACUGCAGCUGCAACAAACAAGGAGGAAUUUUGUACUACUGGCUGUAAUCAAUGUAAAUCUACAUAUGAGGCCAGUACAAAAUCAUGCACAGAUGCAACGACCUACGACACUUGUGCUAAAACUACAUGCAGUUCAGAAAUAAUGUCAGAAGCUUCAUCUGCGGUAACGACCACAUGUACUGACGGCGGUACAUGUGAUGACUGUUCCAAUACAUAUGAUACUGAUGUGGCCGUGGCUGAUGCUAAUAAAUGCACUGUAGCAGAUACAUAUGUAACAUGCUUAAUUGGUGUAAAUGAUGCCUGUGGUACUACUACACUGGCUGACACCAAAACUGCAGCUGCAGCAAACAAGGAGGGAUUUUGUACCACUGGCUGUAAUCAAUGUAAAUCUACAUAUGAUGCCAGUACAAAAUCAUGCACGGAUGCAACGACCUACGACACUUGUGCUAAAACUACAUGCAGUUCAGAAAUAAUGUCAGAAGCUUCCACUGCGGUAACGACCAAAUGUACUGAUGGCGGUACAUGUAAUGACUGUUCCAAUACAUAUGAUACUGAUGUGGCCGUGACUGAUGCUAAUAAAUGCACUGUAGCUGAGGCAUAUGUAACAUGUUUAAAUGGUGUAAAUGAUGCCUGUGGUACUACUACACUGGUUGACACUAAAACUGCAGCUGCCACAAAGAAGGAGGAAUUUUGUACCACUGGCUGUAAUGAAUGUAAAUCUACAUAUGAUGCCAGUGCAAAAUCAUGCACGGAUGCAACGACCUACGACACUUGUGCUAAAACUACAUGCAAUUCAGGAAAAAUGUCAGAAGCUUCUGCUACGGUAACGACCACAUGUACUGGCGGCGGUACAUGUGAUGGCUGUUCCACUACAUAUGAUACUGAUAUGGCCGAAGCUAAUGCUAAUAAUUGCACUGUAGCACAGAAAUAUGUAACAUGUUUAAAUGGUGUAAAUGAUGACUGUGGUACUGGUGAUACCGUUACUGCACUUGUAGAAGUGAAACAGGAAGCUGCAGCACUGACAACAGAAUUUUGUCCUACUGAUUGUGACAAUUGUAAAGCUACAUAUGAUGAAAGUAUAAAAACAUGCACUGUAGCUGAGGCAUAUGUAACAUGUUUAAAUGGUGUAAAUGAUGACUGUGGUACUACUACACUGGCUGACGCCAAAACUACAGCUGCCACAAAGAAGACAGAAAUUUGUAAUUCCGCUGGCAGUUUAACUGUUUCUGUGAUUUUAACUUCAUUGAUGAUGGCUGUCGUUUCUUUAGUUCGAGUAUAAAUUUCAUAAAUUCCAACACAGUUUUUUAUACAUUUCCAACAAUGUCAAUACUAUAGCUUUAAAUAAUAAUAAUUAUGUCGAUUUUUAAAAUCAAGGGUAAUGUUUUAUGCCAGCAGUGUAAAACUUAUAUUGUAGAUUUAAGAUCUUCGUGUUUACGUAUAGAGAAAAAGAUCUCAAAUCUACAAUAGAAGGUCUACGUGUAGAUAAGAGGAUCUUAAAUCUACAAUAGAAGUUCUACGUGUAAGUGUAGAGAA